Molecule: messenger RNA, 2891 nt
Organism: Cherax quadricarinatus
Lineage: Eukaryota; Metazoa; Arthropoda; Malacostraca; Decapoda; Parastacidae
Product: immunoglobulin domain-containing protein oig-4
Source: RefSeq, a predicted model, not a curated record
AGACCCGGGUGUGGAGGACAAGCUUGCCGCAGUUCACCUGCAGGCCGCACCCAGCACGCACACCAAGACACUCACUCCGCUCAGCGCCACCCCUCACAACACUGCUGCCAUUAUCAUAAUACUUGAGUAAGAACACCAGCAUAAUAACGAGUGGGAGCCACAGUGGUGAAGAGUGUCAACACAGAGCCAGUGGUGUCCCCCACACACCCGUCACGCACCCACCACACCAGGUGUAUGGGCCUGAGGUGAUCUCUGGAGGAGAGCCGCCAGCAUGAAGGCUGUGUGGGCGUGGACGGUGCUGCUGCUGGUGCUGGUGGUGACCGCCGGCGUCACCGAGGCCAAGCGAGGCAAGGGGCGAGGCAAAAAGGGACGCAAGAACAUGGGCAACCGUGGCAGCAUUUUCAAGUUUAAGUCUGAAGACAGCCGCGCCUACUAUACCAAUAAUGGUGGAGCCAAGAUCACGCUGUGGUCACACUUCGAGUCUGAGUACGUGCUGGGACGCAAGAUUGUCUUCAUGUGCAAAGCUGAGGGAGAACCUCGCCCUGUCAUCACCUGGUUCAAGGACGGCAUCGAACUCUACGCCCACUCCUUCUUUCAGGUACACGAAUGGAAGGAGGGUGAGGCAGCCAUUAAGAGUAAGAUGGAGAUUGACCCGGCUACCCAGAUGGACGCCGGCUACUACGAGUGUCAAGCAGACAACAAGUACGCCGUCGAUGUGAAGGGUUUCAGCGCAGACUAUUCUAUUGAGUUUGUGUGAACAGACUGCCAGGGUUGGCCACGCCCGACUCCUUCACACCAGCCUCAACCCCACCAGUGGUGGCUUCACUUCACCUGGUUGAUCUGCACACUGCUACAACCACCUAGACUUGGCCAUCAUCUACAGCGCGUCUGCGCUCUUGCUAGAAUUUUCUCCACUGUAUAAAGGAUAGGAUGUGACAGACGGCUUUGUUGUAAGGAACCCACAGGCUGGUUUAUUUCAAGCCUGGUUUAUACUGGUGGCUUGAUCACCUAACACUUGUAGAUAUAAUGCAGAUACUUCCAAGACAUUGGGGCUUUGCGGAAGAUAACUGGAGACGUCGGAAAACGAGAGAUGGAGUUUGAGAGAAGGUUGAAUUUUGUCUUGGGAAAAGAUCACCAAAUGUGUGAUAGACGAGAGGAAAGUGUUAGGAUAUCAGGUCUAUGUUAGGGCUAGGUGGGCACGAGUAUAGCCUUGCUAGGUAGAGAAUACACUCUUCGCUACAGCACACAUCACCGCAAGUUACUAAUCUAGUACCUUAGCGAGUAGCUGGAAAACCCGCAGUACUCCACAAAUUAGGAAGUAGAACCAGGUCUUGUGGUUGAAAUUAGGGAGUACAAAAACAGGGUUACCACGGACACCAAAGAGACAGUAGGCAAGUCAAAACCGGCUUCAUGAUAUGGAAAUCCCGGCCAAGAUUAUUAACCUCACUGAUAUUCUACAGGUCUAGUUUUGAUAAAAUAAAAAGGAGAUUUCAUAGAGCUAAAGGAAUCUGUUUUGUUUACUGGGGCAUUAUACAACAGGACGAGAAGAGGACAUGUCUUCUUCAUAUAUUUGAAUAACAUGUUAUUAAAAUGUAUGAAGAGGACAUGUUAUUCAAUUAUAUAAAGAAAUGUUAUUCAAAUAGUUUGGAACAUUCAGGAGGGAUGACAUGAGGCUGGUAUAACUAGUUAGGAUGACCACAGAACAAGACCAAGAAACUACGACUGUAGUUUAGACAAGUCUCACCACAGAUGAAGAAUGAUAGCGACGGAUAUGUUAAAUAUUCCAGUAAUAAAAAUAUAUUUACUGUAUCAUUAACUGUAAAGUUCCACAAAUUUCAGUCUAAAUGGGUUUUUUCUGUACAUAUAAUAAACUGGAAACACACAAAAUCCUCCUGCGCAUUUAUUUUCACCACACACACAAACACAGGGCCAGGAGCUAUGACUCGACCCCUGCAACCACAAAUAGGUAGUACACACACACACAAACACCCGGUUUAAAUUAAAAAUUUCACACUGUUUUACCAUCAAACAAGAUUACCUCCGCUGCACCUCACCUACAUUCAGAGAGGUCACUCCCUAGAUCAGUCCCUAGAUCAAUCCCGAGAUCAGUCCCGAGAUCAGUCCCUAGAUCAAUCCCUAGAUCAGUCUCUAGAUCAAUCCCUAGAUCAAUCCCUAGAUCAGUCCCAAGAUCAGUCCCAAGAUCAGUACCUAGAUCAGUCCCUAGAUCAAUCCCUAGAUCAAUCCCUAGAUCAGUCCCUAGAUCAAUCCCUAGAUCAAUCCCUAGGUCAAUCCCUAGAUCAGUCCCUAAAUCAGUCCCUAGAUCAAUCCCUAGAUCAGUCCCUAGAUCAGUCCCUAUCAGUCCCUAGAUCAAUCCCUAGAUAAGUCCAUAGAUCAAUCCCUAGAUCAGUCCCUAGAUCAGUCCCUAGAUCAGUCCCUAGAUCAAUCCCUAGAUCAGUCCCUAGAUCAGUCCCUAGAUCAAUCCCUAGAUCAGUCCCUAGAUCAGUCCCUAGAUCAAUCCCUAGAUCAAUCCCUAGAUAAGUCCCUAGAUAAGUCCCUAGAUCAAUCCCUAGAUCAUUUCCUAGAUCAAUCCCUAGAUCAAUCCCUAGAUCAGUCCCUAGAUCAAUCCCUAGAUCAGUCCUUAGAUCAGUCCCUUGAUCAAUCCCUAGAUCAAUCCCAAGGUCAAUCCCUAGAUCAGUCCCUAGAUCAAUCCCUAGAUCAAUCCCUAGAUCAGUUCCUAGAUCAAUCCCUAGAUCAAUCCCUAGAUCAGUCCCUAGAUCAAUCCCUAGAUCAGUCCCUAGAUCAGUCCCUAGAUCAAUCCCUAGAUCAAUCCCUAGAUCAAUCCCUAGAUAAGUCCCUAGAUCAAUCCCUAGAUCAGUCCCUAGAUCAGUCCC